UCUCCUCGCUUCCUGCAUUCCACUCCUCUCUCAAACCUCUCCUUCCUUCCUACAUUCCACUCCUCUUUCUCUCUCUGAAAGAAAUCCAUAGCAAAAUCUCUCCUGUCUUAAAUCUCCCUCAAACCUCUCCUCUCUUCCUACAUUCCUCUCUCUCUCUCUCUCUCAAACAAUGCUGCUACUCCCUCUCUUCAUACUCUGCCUCCUUCAGACUCCGAUACUCCCAUCCUUCUCUCUCAAUGAAGAAGGUCUCCUCCUCCACCAAAUCAAGCUCUCCUUCGACGACCCAUCCCAAGUGCUCUCCAACUGGGACGCACGUGACCCCACACCCUGCAACUGGACUGGAGUCACGUGCGACCCCUCCUCCCUCUCCGUCACUUCCCUCUCACUCCCUUCCUCUAAUCUCCUCGGCCCUUUCCCUUCCCUACUCUGCCGUCUUCCUAACCUCUCCUCCAUCUCCCUUCCCGACAACUACAUCAACGGCUCUCUUCCAUCCUCCAUCUCCACCUGUCUAAAUCUCCGUCAUCUAGACCUCUCCCAAAACCUCCUCGUCGGGCUGCUCCCUCCCUCCCUCUCUUCCAUUCCCAACCUCCUCUACCUCGACCUCUCUGCCAACAACUUCACCGGCUCAAUCCCUCGGUCCUUCGCCACGUUCCCACGCCUCCAGUCCAUCUCCCUCGUCGCCAACCUCUUGAACGACACAAUCCCGCCAUUUCUCGCCAAUAUCUCCUCUCUCAAGCAGCUCAAUCUCUCCUACAACCCUUUCAUUCCCUCCGAAAUCCCGCCCGAGUACGGCAACCUCUCCAACCUCGAGAUCCUCUGGCUCGCUGGAUCCAACCUCUACGGCCCCAUCCCAUCGUCGAUUGGCAACCUCAAGAAAUUAACGGACCUGGAUCUCUCCCUCAACAAUCUGAUAGGUCCCAUUCCGCAAUCCUUCACGGAGCUACCGAAUGCCGUCCAGAUUGAGCUCUACAACAACUCGCUCUCCGGUCCGCUCCCAAGCGGAAUGUCGAAACUGACAUCGCUCCGGAGAUUCGACGCGUCGAUGAACAAUCUCGAAGGGGAAAUUCCCGACGAGCUCUGCCGGCUGCCACUUGAGUCGCUGAAUCUGUACGAGAAUCUCUUCGAGGGAGGAUUUCCGGAGAGCAUUGCCCGCUCGCCCAAUCUCUAUGAACUAAGGCUCUUCAAUAACCGGCUGACCGGAAGCCUGCCGCAGGAUCUCGGCAGGAAUUCGCCGCUGCUCUGGGUCGAUCUUUCAGAUAAUCUGUUUACUGGAGAGAUUCCUCCGAGCAUCUGCGGGAUGGGCGUCCUCGAAGAGCUGCUUUUGAUAGAUAAUUCCUUAUCGGGGAGAAUUCCGGCGAGUCUUGAGCAAUGCCGGAGUCUGACCAGAGUCCGGCUGAAAGGCAACCGGCUGUCCGGCGAGGUCCCGGCCGGGUUCUGGGGCUUACCGCACGUGUCGCUACUGGAGCUUUCUGAAAACUCAUUAUCCGGCGAGAUAUCGACGGCCAUCGCUGGUGCGUCGAAUCUCUCGCUCCUGCUCAUUUCUAACAACGGAUUCACUGGCAGCAUUCCAGUGGAGAUUGGCUCUUUGGAUAAGCUGGUCGAAUUCUCUGGCAGUAAUAAUCAGCUUUCUGGCCCAAUCCCGGCGACCGUCCAGAACCUGGAUCAGCUCGUUAGGCUCGAUCUUCACAGCAACCAUCUCUCAGGUGAACUCCCGGCAGAAAUAAAAUCAUGGGAUAAGCUCAGUGAGUUGAAUCUCGCAGACAAUGAGCUCACGGGAAGAAUUCCAAGGGAAAUCGGGGAAAUGCCGGUGCUUAACUACCUCGACCUCUCGGGAAACCACCUCGUAGGCGAAAUCCCGAUUGAAAUGCAGAAUUUGAAGCUCAACCGUUUCAAUUUCUCAAACAACCAUCUAUCUGGGAGCCUCCCACCCCUCUUCGCCAGUGAAAUCUACAGAGAGAGCUUCUUGGGUAAUCCAGGCUUGUGUGGGAGUAUGAUUGGGUUGUGUCCUGAUUCGGGCAGAAGUGCAGCUAAGAGCCUCGGGCUUAUCUGGUUGCUCCGAUCAAUCUUUAUUCUUGCGGGUGUUGUUCUUGUUGUUGGGGUCGGUUGCUUCUACUGGCGGUACCGGAGUUUCAAGCAGGCAAAAAUGGGCAAUGACAGAUCGAAAUGGACGCUAACAUCUUUCCACAAAUUGGGUUUCAGUGAAUAUGAAAUCUUGGAUUGCCUCGAUGAAGAUAAUGUGAUCGGAAGCGGAGCAUCUGGGAAGGUCUAUAAGGCCGUUCUUAGCAACGGGGAGACGGUUGCCGUGAAGAAGCUUUGGGGGACUUCGAAGAAAGGCGGGGAUGAAGAUGUAGAAGAUGGAAGGCGGCGGAUUUCAGAUGAUGGGUUUGAAGCGGAAGUGAAUACGUUAGGCAAGAUCCGGCAUAAGAACAUAGUGAAGUUGUGGUGUUGCUGCACGACGAGGGAUUCCAAGCUUCUGGUCUAUGAGUACAUGCCCAACGGGAGCUUGGGCGAUCUGCUGCAUAGCUGCAAGGGAGGACUGUUGGAUUGGCCGAUGAGGUUUAAGAUUGCAGUCGAGGCGGCUGAAGGGCUCUCAUAUCUACACCAUGAUUGCGUGCCUCCGAUCAUUCACAGAGAUGUGAAGUCAAAUAACAUACUGUUGGAUGGGGAGUUCGGAGCACGCGUGGCGGAUUUUGGGGUCGCAAAAGUGAUCGGGAAGGGGCCUAAUUCGAUGUCUAUGAUCGCCGGUUCAUGCGGCUACAUUGCACCAGAGUAUGCAUAUACACUCAGGGUCAACGAGAAGAGUGACAUAUACAGCUUUGGAGUGGUUAUUCUAGAGCUAGUAACAGGGAAGCGCUCGGUCGACCCAGAAUUCGGAGAGAAGGACUUGGUGAGGUGGGUUUGCACCAAUUUGGAACAGAAAGGGAUGGACCACAUCAUUGAUCCCAAGCUCGAUAUCUCCUUCAAGGAAGAGAUGUGCAAGGUUCUAAGCGUUGGGCUUCUCUGCACCAGCCCCCUCCCCAUCAACCGCCCAUCGAUGCGUAGGGUGGUCAAGAUGCUGCUCGAGAUAGGCCUUGGUUGCAAGCCAAGGCUGGAGAAAGGGAAGAAGGAUGGAAAGCUCACACCAUACUACUUGGAGGAAGGUUCCAAUGAGGGAAACCUUGUUUGAAGCCAGGUUGUGGCCAUUCAUGUUUUGUGUUUGGCUGAUGGGGGGAAGUUAAUGGAGGGUAACUGAGACGGGCUAGACUACAAUGCGUGUGCUUCAAUUCACUGAGCUAUGUGGGCCCACCUAACAUACACAUGGGCCCACUUUUUUGGAUUGAGCAUGUCUCGAAAAUCACAUUGAUCAGAUCAUGAACCGGUUUCUUCUGAACUGUUUAUUUGUGGUCCAUUAUUUGAAUGGUUAAUGGUAACUCAUGCUUUAUCCAUUGUGAGGCCCAUUAUUUGGACAGUCCAGAUUCGCAUGCAUGAAUGCCAUAUUUGAAUGGAUUAGAUGUUCAUGGCACAUUGACGUCUAGCCCAUUAGAGAGAUAGAUACAUGUGGGGUGUAGAAAUGAAAUGAAAUCCUUCUACAGUUUUCAUUUAUUACAGUUUGAAUUUCCAUAGUAAAAUACGAGCUCACUGCCCAAUGGCUAGUAGUGAUAUUAUGUUACAGCUAGUUAUUGUGAAAACAUAGGGACUUGUGUCCUCUUAUUUUGAAAUAUGAAAAGUCCUACAUUUGGUUUA
This is a messenger RNA of Magnolia sinica, 3723 nucleotides long. Its product is annotated as receptor-like protein kinase HSL1. Gene Ontology annotation, molecular function: protein kinase activity; ATP binding; receptor serine/threonine kinase binding. The transcript is spliced from 2 exons. The coding region runs from base 170 to 3166 and encodes 998 amino acids. Gene Ontology annotation, biological process: protein phosphorylation. Lineage: Eukaryota; Viridiplantae; Streptophyta; Magnoliopsida; Magnoliales; Magnoliaceae. The record is from RefSeq and is a predicted model, not a curated record.